Molecule: messenger RNA, 4947 nt
Organism: Maylandia zebra (zebra mbuna)
Lineage: Eukaryota; Metazoa; Chordata; Actinopteri; Cichliformes; Cichlidae
Gene: tmem64
Product: transmembrane protein 64
Biological process (GO): regulation of cytosolic calcium ion concentration; positive regulation of bone resorption; positive regulation of osteoclast differentiation
Cellular component (GO): endoplasmic reticulum
Source: RefSeq, a predicted model, not a curated record
GUUACUUGGCAUUCUGGGACACAAACAGUGGUCUGUAUGAAUAGCUUCGACAUCGACAGCAUCCACUCAGGAGAGAGGACGACGAGUGAAACAGCAACAGCAGCUAGCCUGGAGACAAAGAGCAAACUGGGCUUUCACAUCCGGCUUGUGAGUCCUGUUUGUCGCUCUGGUGUCCGGGAGAGGCGGCUCUGAAAGGCCGGUGGCGGUGGUUUUAGUCUCGAGAUUGCACUGUUGGACUUUAUCCUCGCAGAGAGCUAGUUAGCUAACGGCGGAGAGUAAGUUAGCCACGCAGUGAUUUGUGCUGGUGAGUUAUCGCUAAAACUUGAUGUGAAUGCUGGGGGAGUCCUGAAAGUUGAUGUGGAUAGCACAGGCUCUCCCCUUGUCAUGCAGACCCAUCUUUGUCGUGUCCCUCCGGCCACUGACUCAACCUUGUCCUGAGCGAAGUGAUAACAACUCUGAAGAUGGCGAGUGCUUUAGACAGCGACUACAAAACUGACAACAUCAAGUCACUGCGCUGGCACGCUACACAGCUGGUGUACCCGAGAUAAACCGCUAACACGGGUUAAGUUGGGCAGUUAAUGUAAUGGCAAAAGGUUACCUGUAUGCCCUACUAUGCCAGUGCAGUAACAGCACCAGAGCAAUGGACUACUACUUAUGCUGAAGCCAUCGUCUGCGAAGUUUGUGAUUACUUGUCUCUGUUGAGAUGGACUUUGACUGUGUUUAGACGCUUUCUAGGAGCCUGUAACAUAACAGCUGCUUCCAGGUCAAUCUGAGCUCCACUGCUGGUCCCCAGAGGCUGUUUGAGGACCGACAUGUCAAUGUCAGGGGCUACGACCGUGCAGCUUUUCACCAAGCUUGUAAAGCACGCAGUGGGCAAGACGCAGAUCCAGCUGAACCGCUGGCUGCAGAAGACCUCCACGGACGAGUGUGACAAAAUCGACAUCCUAAUAUGCAACGCUUUUGAUGAGAGGGGGACUGGCUUGGGGAAGUCGGAUGGUGUUCCCGAGGCCAGCGUUGACGCAGGGGGGACGACCUUCACCGGUGGUGCAGAGUUCAGACACCCGUGUUGUAUCACCACCUUCUGUUUUAAAAGCGCCCUGCUGGCGUGCAUCCUCACUGCUGUGUGCUUCUCCUCGGUGGCUCUGGUACGCCAAUACCUCAAGGACCUCCUGCUCUGGGUGGAGAGUUUGGACAGCUUUGUUGGAGCCAUGCUCUUUAUAGUUGGUUUGAUUAUCGUGUCCUUUCCAUGUGGAUGGGGAUAUAUUGUUCUUAACGUGGCUGCUGGCUACCUCUACGGCUUUGUGCUGGGCAUGGGACUAGUUAUGGUGGGGGUUCUAAUAGGGACCUUUGUGGCACACGUGGUGUGCAAACGACUGUUGACUGACUGGGUGCUGAACAAAGUUGGAAACAACGAACAGCUCAGUGCCGUCAUACGCGUGGUGGAAGGAGGAAGUGGACUCAAAAUUGUGGCCUUAGCAAGACUCACCCCCAUACCUUUUGGACUCCAAAAUGCAGUUUUCUCGAUCACAGAUGUGUCCUUGCCAAACUACCUGGUGGCCUCCUCUGUGGGCCUGUUGCCCACACAGCUUCUAAACUCCUACCUGGGCACCACACUUCGUACUAUGGAGGAUGUCAUCGCUGAGCAAAGCGUCAGCGGCUACUUCGUUUUCAGCCUGCAGAUCAUCAUCAGCAUCGGCCUGAUGUUCUACGUCGUGCAUCGGGCUCAGGUAGAGCUCAACGCAGCCAUCGCCGCCUGCCAGAUGGAGCUGAAGUCGUCGCACAUGAACGGCUCCUCCACCAAUCACAGCAGCUUCACCUACUGCAGCAAGAGGGUGACAGCUGGAAGCGGAAACUGCAUCAACAUCGUGUGAUCUCGAAUCGCCGCACGUGGCUGUAGCAGCCACGACCUGGUCACUCAAUUGUAACGCACGUAUCCUUGAGGGAACCAGCACAGUUCAGCUGGUGUCCCAAACACGCCGGCGGCGUACUGCAGCGAUCGUCCCGGCAUCAGUGUACGCCUGUAGUCGGUGUGGAAGUGCGGGACCACGCGCCUGAUAAUGGUGCUGAUGAACGUGGUACGUCAUAAUGGUAGUUUAUUUGUUUUCUGUUAAUGGUACUUUUUCACAUUUGUUACAUGAGAUGUCUGCGGAAAUGUGACGAUCUCAUGGCAACCUGCGAAAUAGUCACGAUAUUUAAUCCUUUUUUUUUGUGCUCAUGUAGAACUUCAACUUACAAAGUCCACACUGGGAGGCGGGAGAUGGUGGCAGUGGCAUGAGUUAAUCAUACACUUAUUGAGACUGUAGUUUGAAUGCUGGGCAGGAGCAGAGCUUUCAGACUCUGUUUUAUUACCUUUACACUUAAGAUGUUUGCUUUCUUUUACUGCGGUUUGGCACCAAAAGCACUAACAAAAUAAUAGUUUGGGUUAAAAUGCAAAGUUUGUUUUCUACAUGAUCUAACGUGACUGUUUCACUUUUGCCAUGUGGGUGGGCAAAAAUAUGGCGGGUAGCACAGUGAGCGAGUUUUAAAGUACAUGGCAGGAAAUGAAAUGCCUGCUUUUUUUUUUCUGAAUGUGCAGGUCCUUUCAAAGGAACCGAUUUUACUUUUGAUUUCAGUGUCAAAAGAACACCAGCCUAUGCACCUUUAAGUAUACCUGUUUCUAUUUUAUUUCAGGUGAUUGAUUUUGCUUAUUUGCAGUAUGAGUAAUAAAGGGCAUUAUUAAUAUUUUUGAAUUAUUUGGCAUUUUAAUUAUGGUUCCCUUUUUUUAAGUGUCUUAUUUUUGGACUAUGGAGAAGGCGGGAACACUCCCAGUGCGCGUAGGCUUUCAGUUUGAGCACCUCCUGCAGGUUUGAGAGGAGAGCCGGGAACUUUAUAAUCCAAUAUGUUUAACUCAGAGCCGCACACCCUGCGAGCGAUUCCCGCAUCGUUGGUGAUCCAUUUUGAUUUUUCGUUAAUGUUCGUUUUACUUUUGUUUUUGUUUUUGCUGUGAGAUUUUUCUUUUUCUGGAGAAUUAUAGUUGUUUUUUUUUUCUCUUUUCUUUAAAAUGGUUGAUUUGAUAAAUCAGUGCAAUACAUCUAAGAACGAAACUGCAAGAAUGUCACAUUUCAGUGCUGAAACCAAACUAAUAAGAAAUGCUGUCAUGCAUACGACAUAACACAAACCCAAGUCUGUGUGUUAUUUGGGGUUUAUCUUACUUAGAUUACAGAGAUGUGAGCUCGAUGAGAUAAAGAAGCUUUUAUUUUUUUAAUGUGCCGUGAAUUGAGGAAGCUUAUGAGACGUUAUGACCCCGGCCUCGCCUGAGGUGAGGCUGAGUGCAACUUAAGACUUUUUACUUGUUGGUGGUGAUGGACAUGACCUGGUAACUUCUCAUGCUGUAGGUUUGUUUGCACAGUCCACUACAGACAAACAUUAUUUUCAUACAGAUGAACUACAAAUGGGUUUGGUUGGUCAAAAGGAAAACUGGAUGUGUCAUAGAAGCUGACAAUCAAACACAACACUGACACCAAGGGAUGAAUGUGAUACUACUUUUUAUUUUUUACAUUUAUUGUGAUGCUGCUCCUCAGACCAAGUCUGAUAGAGGAAUAUUAAGGGCUCCUAUUUAAAAGAUUAAAAAAAAUUACACAUCUUAAUGUUCCUGUAGUUGUUCACAAAAAGCCUGCUUUGUGAUGCUGGUGCAACUUUUUGUUUUGUUUUUAAUUUUAAUUUUUGUACCUUUUUGUUCUUCUUAACGCCAGAAACUGUCUUCACCCGAACACAUUCCAUGCUGUCAGUCGACUGGCAAGCUGUAGAGUUACUUUCACACUAAAUGUUGGUUUAAAGGGCCCCUUCCGGUUUGAAUUUAGCAAUAAUUUUGACAGUUUAAAGCAAAAAAGCCCAUACCAGUAUGUACCAGUAAGCUCUUUAGCCAAGUGAGGGGAAUCGCUUAGUCAGGUUAUAACGUGAACAAAAAGCUGCAUUUAAGUUAUUUGAUCUAUAUUCCAGAGUAUCACCUUUCCCAGGUUUGUAUUUCAGUGUUGAGCCUGCCUUUUACCUCCCGCUGCCUCUUUGACAGACAUCUCUGAGUUGCCUAUGAUUUGAAAGAGACGUCACGAGACACGCUGGUAUCUGUGAUCAGAACAGCUUGUUUGGUAUUGGGAGAGUCCCUGAAAUGACUGACUGCUUGCACACAGAUCACACGAACAUCUUUAUCGUCAGAUUGAAACACUUUUACAGCUUCUUACUUGAAUUGACCGUUUACGUAUAGAGGGAGAGAGGGGAACAUGUCUUACAACUGAUAGCUUGUGAAAAAAAAAAUCACUUAACACUUAGUCAUGUUUUAAAAGCACGGAAAUGUGGUUUGUUUUAAAGUCUUAGAUGUCCCCUAACAGAGACUCUCCUGAAACGUAGCAUGAUUAAUGAAGUUGUUCUACUCGGAAGUGGUGUUUUUUUUUUUUUUUUUUUUUUUUGGUUUGUUUGGGGUUUUUUUGUCUGUGUGUUAAAUUUUGUUUUUGUCAUGUUUAAUGCAAAAAUCAAACAUAUAAAUGAAGCUCGAUUGGCCACCGUGGGGACACGUCAUUACGUUUAAGCGUCUCACCUGGGAACUCAGAUUGUGCAAAAAUUUAGUUUUACACUUAAAGGCUUUGGUUCUUCCUACGUGGGCUCUACUUAACUUUAGAUAUAGUUAUGCAACAACUGAUUCCUAAGGGAAGUAUGUUUCAUAGACACCCAUAUAAGACCUGGGUUUGGGAUGCAGGUGUUAUACCGAGUGAGGGAUCAUUAACCUAAAGGGCCGUGAGGUCAUGUGUGGUGCUAUGAAAUGUAAUACUUCCCCAUCUGUAUCAAGUGCAUUACACAUAUACUGUAUUUUGUAAUACAGAGAAUUUUACAGUGUAUAAAUGUUAUUUAUCACUGUACAAUGCUUGUUCAGUGUUAUUUAUGAAAGAGAAAAUAAAACUAGACAGUUUGUUAUAA